UUCCACGCAUGAUUUAAAACGAGCGCAUCCCUCACUGUGUCGCUUUCACAACAUUUCGGAAGGACAUUUAUACCUCCACGCUACAACAAAUAACCAUAAGUAUUCCACAUUUGGAACAAUAUUCUACGUGUCUCCGAAAUGUUUCAAAGAAGUAAAAACCUACGAUAUUUGCUGAGCCUUGUGCCUGGCAAACGUCGUUUUGGGCCGUACAGGUUUCUUCCUGUCUUUUUUUGCAUUGGAGGCGUCAUGGAGUGGAUUAUGAUUAACAUGAGGAUAGGAAAAGAAACAUUUUAUGAUGUCUACAGAAGAAAGCGAUCAGAGAGGGAGUACCAGCAGAAAGUAUCAGAAGGUUUCAUAGUUCUAAAUGGGCCCACAGACAAGUAAAUGAGUGGUU
This is a messenger RNA of Doryrhamphus excisus (bluestripe pipefish), 394 nucleotides long. RefSeq names its product ubiquinol-cytochrome c reductase complex assembly factor 5 (gene uqcc5). The record is from RefSeq and is a predicted model, not a curated record. NCBI's taxonomy places the organism in Eukaryota, Metazoa, Chordata, Actinopteri, Syngnathiformes, Syngnathidae.